Molecule: messenger RNA, 9575 nt
Organism: Octodon degus (degu)
Lineage: Eukaryota; Metazoa; Chordata; Mammalia; Rodentia; Octodontidae
Gene: Mical3
Product: microtubule associated monooxygenase, calponin and LIM domain containing 3
Exons: 40
Coding region: 532-7209 (2225 amino acids)
Molecular function (GO): FAD binding; protein binding
Source: RefSeq, a predicted model, not a curated record
GGAGGGAUGCCAUGGCUUGGGGCUUGAGCUGAGCUGGAGAUCAGACUUUUGGGGAGGGCCUUGCAGGAUAGCCACCUGCCUGUGCGUCCCUGGUGGCUCGGCGGACACCCAGCCGCCGCCCCGCUCCUCGUUACCACGGCAACCGCGCGGCUCCCGCAGCCCCCUCCACCGCGGCGCCGACUUCUCCAGCGCGGGCUGUGGUGCGGGGCGGCGAGCGCGGACAGAGGCAGACCCCGAACCCCAGUCCUUCCUGCCUGAGCCCACCGUGACCCUCCGAAUCCUGAGAGAACAGGGAGGAAGAAACAAGGAGGAGACGGGGUGCGCCACGGGGAAGCUCCCCUGCUGGCCUCCGGGCGUUGCAUCUGCAAGGCGCAGCACCUGUGCACCAGGACGCGGGGGGGGGGGGGGGGCAGGAACUCGCCGCUGAUGGAGGAGACCCUGGGGCGAAGGCCUACCUGGUUAAGGUGACAGUGCCGGGCGGAUCAGCAGCCAGCCCACCGCCCCCUGCAGGCGUACCAAGACCCCAGAAGCAUGGAGGAGAGGAAGCAAGAAGCCGUGAACCAGGCUCACGUCCUCUUUGACCGGUUUGUCCAGGCCACCACCUGCAAAGGGACUCUCAAGGCCUUCCAGGAACUGUGCGACCACCUGGAGCUGAAGCCCAAGGACUACCGCUCCUUCUACCACAAGCUCAAGUCCAAGCUCAACUACUGGAAGGCCAAAGCCCUCUGGGCCAAGUUGGACAAGCGGGGCAGUCACAAAGACUACAAGAAGGGGAAGGCAUGCACUAACACCAAGUGUCUCAUCAUUGGAGCUGGACCCUGUGGUCUCCGAACAGCCAUUGACUUGUCUUUACUGGGAGCCAAGGUUGUUGUUAUCGAGAAGCGAGAUGCCUUUUCCCGCAACAACGUCCUGCAUCUCUGGCCCUUCACCAUACAUGAUCUUCGAGGUCUGGGUGCCAAAAAGUUCUAUGGCAAGUUCUGUGCUGGAGCUAUCGACCAUAUCAGUAUCCGUCAGCUCCAGCUCAUACUUUUGAAAGUAGCCUUGAUCUUGGGCAUCGAAAUCCAUGUCAAUGUAGAAUUCCAAGGACUUGUACAGCCUCCUGAGGACCAAGAGAAUGAACGGAUAGGUUGGCGAGCACUGGUGCACCCCAAAACUCAUCCUGUGUCUGAGUUUGAAUUUGAAGUGAUCAUCGGUGGAGAUGGCCGUAGGAACACCUUGGAAGGUUUUCGUCGCAAAGAAUUCCGUGGCAAACUAGCUAUUGCCAUUACAGCAAAUUUUAUUAAUCGAAAUACAACUGCAGAAGCCAAAGUGGAGGAGAUCAGUGGCGUGGCCUUUAUAUUCAACCAAAAGUUUUUCCAGGAAUUGCGAGAAGCCACAGGUAUUGACUUGGAGAACAUCGUUUACUACAAAGAUGACACACACUAUUUCGUUAUGACAGCCAAAAAGCAGAGUUUACUGGACAAAGGGGUGAUACUGCAUGAUUACACUGACACCGAACUCUUGCUUUCUCGGGAGAAUGUGGACCAGGAAGCCCUGCUGAACUACGCACGGGAGGCAGCGGACUUCUCCACCCAGCAGCAGCUGCCUUCUCUAGACUUUGCCAUUAACCACUACGGGCAGCCCGACGUGGCCAUGUUUGAUUUCACAUGCAUGUACGCCUCUGAGAAUGCUGCCUUGGUGCGGGAGCAGAACGGUCACCAGUUACUAGUGGCCCUGGUUGGGGACAGCCUCCUAGAGCCUUUCUGGCCAAUGGGAACAGGAAUAGCCCGGGGCUUCCUCGCUGCUAUGGACUCUGCCUGGAUGGUACGAAGCUGGUCUCUAGGAGCCAGCCCCCUGGAAGUCCUGGCCGAGAGGGAAAGCAUUUACAGGUUGCUGCCUCAGACCACCCCUGAGAAUGUGAGCAAAAAUUUCAGCCAAUAUAGCAUCAACCCUGUCACCAGGUAUCCCAAUAUCAAUGUCAACUUCCUCCGGCCCGGCCAGGUGCGCCAUUUAUAUGAUACUGGAGAAACAAAAGAUAUUCAUCUGGAAAUGGAGAACCUAGUGAAUUCCCGAACUACUCCCAAACUGACCCGCAACGAAUCUGUAGCUCGUUCCAGCAAACUGCUGGGCUGGUGCCAAAGACAGACGGAUGGUUAUGCAGGAGUAAAUGUGACAGAUCUUACUAUGUCUUGGAAAAGUGGCCUGGCCCUGUGCGCAAUCAUCCACAGAUACCGCCCUGACCUGAUAGAUUUUGAUUCUUUGGAUGAGCAAAAUGUGGAGAAGAAUAACCAGCUGGCCUUUGAUAUCGCUGAGAAGGAGCUGGGCAUUUCUCCCAUUAUGACCGGCAGAGACAUGGCGUCAGUGGGGGAGCCUGACAAGCUGUCCAUGGUGAUGUACCUGACUCAGUUCUACGAGAUGUUUAAGGACUCACUGUCCUCCGGCGAUACCUUGGACCUGAAUGCUGAAGAGAAAGCAGUCUUGAUUGCCAGCACCAAGUCCCCCAUCUCCUUCCUGAGCAAGCUCGGGCAGACCAUCUCUCGGAAGCGCUCUCCCAAGGAUAAGAAGGAAAAGGACUUGGACGGAGCUGGGAAGAGGAGAAAGACUAGUCAGUCAGAUGAGCAGGAAGAGGUUUCCAGGACCUGCAGAGGAGAAAGACCAACCCUGGUGAGCACGCUGACGGAUAGGAGGAUGGAUAUUGCCGUCGGGAACCAGAACAAAGUGAAGUACAUGGCUACCCAGCUACUGGCCAAAUUCGAAGAGAAUGCGCCUGCCCAAGCCACCAGCAUAAGGAGGCAGCCGACACAAGAGCGUGGGGUCAGCCAGCCGUCCUGCCGCCUGCCUGAGCAGGGUCGCCCUGCUCCCAUCCCCCUUUGGAAACAGCGACGAGAAAAGGGACGUUCUCGGACCUGCCCCAAAAAAGUGAUCACACUGUAUCCUCCCCCUACUCCACUUCCCUACCAGGCGCGCAGCGGCCAGCAGAGUUACAGGGAUCUUGAUGCUGACUCCCGUGGCAAGCAGAGUCCCCGCCAGGAGAGGCCAGAGCCUGAACCUUCUCGUGGAUUUUUUGUUGACCAGUGGGAGCUUUCCCUUAGUCUCCGCUCCUCUACUCGCCCCGCCUCUCCCUCCUCUGACUCACUCCGACAGAAGUAUAUAAAGAUGUACACAGGCGGAGUGAGCUCAUUGGCUGAACAGAUAGCCAAUCAGCUGCAAAGGAAAGAGCAGCCCAAAGCCCUUCUAGACAAGAAGGAACUGGGCUCCCUGAAGAAGGAGUUCCCGCAGAACCUGGGGGGCAGCGAUACUUGCUAUUUCUGCCAGAAGCGGGUCUAUGUGAUGGAGCGGCUCAGUGCUGAGGGCAAGUUCUUCCACCGGAGCUGCUUCAAGUGCGAGUACUGUGCCACCACUCUGCGCCUCUCGGCAUACGCCUAUGACAUCGAGGAUGGUAAAUUCUACUGUAAACCACACUACUGUUACCGACUCUCGGGCUACGCACAAAGGAAGAGGCCAGCAGUGGCUCCUCUGUCUGGAAAGGAAGCCAAAGGACCCCUGCAGGAUGGCCCUGCUGCAGACGCACACGGACGGGCCAGCACCGUUGCCAGCUCAGCCGAGAGGACCCCAGGUUCCAGCGUGAAUGGCCUGGAGGAGCCCAGCGUCGCCAAGAGGCUGCGAGGCACUCCAGAGAGGAUCGAGCUGGAGAACUACCGGCGCUCUGUGAGGCGGGCAGAAGAACUGGAGGAGGUGCCUGAGGAGACGCAGGCCGAGCACAACCUGAGCAGUGUGCUGGACAAGGGCACCGAGGAGGACGUGGCCAGCAGCAGUUCUGAGUCGGAGAUGGAGGAGGAGGAGGAGGAAGAGGAGGAGGAAGGCCAGCUGCCCCCUUCUGACCUGGGCGGUGUUCCUUGGAAGGAGGCUGUGCGGAUCCACGCCCUUCUGAAAGGAAGGAGUGAAGAGGAGCUGGAGGCCUCCAAGGGCUUCGAGGCUGGGGAGGAGGAAGAGGAGGAAUACGAAGAGGAGGAGGAGGAAUACGAGGAGGAGGAGGAGGAAGAGGAGGAGGAAGCAUCUAGUGAAGCCGGGAACCACAGGCUACAGCAGAUCAUAAAUCCGGAGGAUCCCUUGGCGAUCCAGGCCGAUGUGCACUGGACACACAUUCGGGAGAAGGAGGAGGAGGAGAGGAUGGUCCCAACCUCCGAGUCCUCCACUUCUAGAGCACCCGGCCUCCCCUCUAUACGCCGCGCAGCAGUGCAGGCCUGGCUGGAGACGGUCUCUGGAGUCCCCUUGGAUGAGGACGACCUGGAGGAAGAUGAGGACUCAGAACCAGCCGAAAUAGAAGGGGAGGCAGCAGAGGAUGGGGACCCAGGGGACACGGGUGCUGAACUGGAUGACGAUCAGCACUGGUCUGAUGACAUCCCAUCAGAUGCUGAAACAGAGCUUCGAUUGCGGCGCCAGGCUGAAGUGGAAGCAGAGCUAGAGCUGAGGGUGUCAGAAAAUGAGGAGGAGGAGGAGCCACCUGCCUUACAGAAGCAGCAGGAGAGAGAUCCCUCCCAGGCCCCGAGCCCCACCUGGUCCCCUCAGGAGCAAGCUGUUCUCUACACUCCGGCCCACAGCCCUGUGACAGAGGGGGCGCAAGUCCCACUAGCCUCUGUCACCAACAAGGUAAAAUCCCCUGAGGAGCCCCUCUUCCCUGCACCUCUGCUGCCCCAGGAGAAGCCCAAGGCUGAAUCCCCCGUGGACCAGCACGCUGCGAGCUCUCCCCUGAGCUCCCCUAUCCGGUCACAGCCGGUGGCUCUGCCUGAAGCCAGGACGCCUACCUCACCGGUCAGCUUGCGGCUCACGCCCGUGGCCCCCUCAGUACCCCCCUCCGCUCAGCUUCCUAUUUGCUCCCAGCCUCAGCCUUCCACAGAGGCCACCAUCCCAUCCCCCACCGAGUCCCCCAUCCGCUUCCAGCCCAUUCCUGCAAAAGCAUCCACACCCCUGGCUCCGCUGCCCACGAAGAGCCAGGGUGACCCCAAGGACAAGCUGGGCAGCCCUCUCGUGGUGGAGGAAGCUCUGAAACGCAGCGACCUGGUGGAGGAGUUCUGGAUGAAGAGCGCUGAGAUCCGCCGCAGCCUGGGGCUCACGCCUGUGCCCCGGCACAAGGGGCCCGAGCCCAGCCUCCCCCUGCCUGCCAUCAAGCCGCUGUCCCUCAAAUCCUACUCGGUGGAGAAGUCCCCUCAGGACGAGGGUCUCCGCCUUCUGAAGCCAUCACCUGUUCCCAAAAGGCUAGGCCUGCCCAGGUCUGACGGCGGCGAGCCGUUCUCCCUGCCUACUCCCAAGUCGCCGCCGGACCGGGAACUGAGAAGCUCCCAGGAAGAGCGCAGGGACUUAUCCAGCAGCUCCGGCCUGGGCCUCCACGGCAGCUCCUCCAACAUGAAGACCUUGGGCAGCCAGAGCUUCAACACCUCGGACUCCACCAUGCUCACGCCGCCUUCCAGCCCGCCCCCGCCCCCGCCCCCCGACGAGGAGCCCGCCACCCUGCGCAGGAAGCCGGAGUCCAGGGAGGCCGAUGCCCUGGCCUCUGUCGUGCCCCCGCCCCCGCCCCCGCCCAGCUUCAUGCGGCCCCCUCGGGAGCCGGCCCAGCCCACCAGGGAGGAGGUUCGCAAGUCAUUCGUGGAGAGUGUGGAUGAGAUCCCCUUUGCGGAUGAUGUGGAGGACACGUACGAUGACAAGACUGAGGACUCCAGCCUGCAGGAGAGGUUCUUUACGCCCCCCUCCUGCUGGUCUCAUCCAGAGAGGCCACCCCACCCACCGCUGGCCAAGGAGAACGGGAGGCUGCCUGUACUGGAGUGCGACAGCCAGAUACAGAAAAGAGGGCUCUUCUGGGUCUCCCCGGAGGCCAAGGAGCUGGCGGAGGAGCGCAUGCGAGCCCGGGAGAAGUCUGUGAAGAGCCAGGCGCUGAGAGACGCCAUGGCCAAGCAGCUAAGCCGGAUGCAGGAGAUGGAGACCAUCACUGGGGCCUCCAGGUCGCGUAAGGCGUCCGCUAUGGCCAUUCAGGGCAGAGAACGCAGGUCGGAGUCUCCCAGGCAGCCACGUCUCAAAGGUUCCGAGGAGCCUACCCUGAAGCAGGAAGCCACCAGUGAGGAGGUCCUGUCGCCACCCUCCGACUCAGGGGGCCCAGAUGGCUCCGUCACCUCAUCCGAGGGCUCUAGUGGGAAGAGCAAAAAGAGGUCAUCCCUCUUCUCUCCGCGCAGAAGCAAAAAAGAGAAGAAGCCCAAAGGGGAGAGCCGACCCCUGGAGAAACCCAACUCCAGCCUCCUGGAGGAGGUGGCUGCCAAGCCCAAGUCCUUGUGGAAGUCCGUCUUCUCUGGGUAUAAGAAGGACAAGAAGAAGAAGAGCGACGAGAAGUCCUGCUCCAGCACGCCGUCCAGCGGAGCCACCGUGGACUCUGGCAGGCACAGGAUGUCUCCGAUGGUGAGAGCAGAGCUGCAGCUCCGACGCCAGCUGAGUUUCUCGGAGGACUCGGACCUCUCCAGUGACGAUGUACUUGAGAGGACCUCCCAGAAGUCCAGGCGAGAGUCGAUUUAUGUACCACACGCCUUGGCGUUCAGGAGACCCCACUCAUCAAAGCCAAGGACCUACACAGAGGAGGAGCUGAAUGCCAAGUUGACCCGGCGUGUGCAGAAGGCGGCUCGGAGGCAGGCCAAGCAAGAGGAGCUCAAGCGGCUGCACCGAGCCCAGAUCAUCCAGCGGCAGCUGGAGCAGGUGGAGGAGAAGCAGAGGCAGCUGGAGGAGAGAGGGGUCGCAGUGGAGAAGGCCCUCCGCGGAGAAGCAGUUGAGCCCAGUGGCGGGACUCCACGGCGUAGACCUCUCUCCUUCUGCCCUUGCUGUGUCCAGGAAGGCAUGGGCAAGAAGGAUGACCCCAAGCUGAUGCAGGAGUGGUUCAAGCUGGUGCAAGAGAAAAAUGCCAUGGUGCGCUACGAGUCGGAGCUCAUGAUUUUUGCCCGGGAGCUGGAGCUGGAGGACCGGCAGAGCCGACUGCAGCAAGAACUGCGUGAGCGCAUGGCCGUGGAAGAUCACCUGAAGACAGAGGACGAGUUGUCAGAGGAGAAGAAGAUCCUGAACGAGAUGCUGGAGGUGGUAGAGCAGAGAGACUCCCUGGUGGCCCUCCUGGAAGAGCAGCGGCUCCGGGAAAAAGAGGAGGACAAGGACCUGGAGGCCGCCAUGCUGUCGAAGGGCUUCAGCCUGAACUGGUCCUGAGCUCCCGCAGGCCCACUGGCUUGUGUGUUGGCGCCUGCCUGCCAGCCUCUCCCAGCCCCCCAGAGUUGGAGCCAACAUCCGAGGAGAUGGGCGCUGCCUGGGAAUCCACUUCAGGGCCAGGUUCUGUGGGCAAGCCCGAGGCUCCAGAGAUUACCGGAGGAGAUGACCUUCCGCCUCCUGGGAAGAGGCCCACGGGAAUUCACGCUUGCGAGGGGACGGCACAGUCCUGAGGCUGCAGCCUGGUGCCCCUUCCUUUUGCUGGCACAGUUGGUGAGGGAGGAAGCUGUUCUCUCUCUUUGAAGCCACCACAGCCACGGGGCGCACUCCACGGAGCAGUGCAGCUGUUGUCUUCACACUUCCUGAAGUACCACCAAAGAAAGGAAAAGACACCCCGCAAAGCAGGUCACAGACAGAGACCCGCAGGAGGGCCAAGGCCGCCGGGGCAGUGCCCAAGCCAGCAUCGCAGCGGAAGCCGAUGCUGGCUCCAAAUCCAUUCUGCAGCUUCGGAGGAUGCAGGAGGGGUCAGCCCCACCCUCCCACACACUGGCCCUCGAGUGGCCAAAGCCCCAGGCCUCAGCUCUCACUGGCCGUAGCCUGAGGCCUGUGGAUUGCUGCAUUUUGCUUUUAGUUCACAACCAUUUUGACACUGGAAAGUACUGGGUUUGAGGGCUGGGGAGGCCCCACUCGUCGAGCCCCCUGCUGACAGGCACUGUCGUUGUUCAGCGCUUCCCACGGGCAGGAGCUUCCGUUCUGCCUGGGAGUUCUUCCUGCAUUUGCACAUUGAAAAGAAGCUGACAACUUGGCACGAUGCUCAGCCACUUCGGACCCUUUUUGGCAAUUAACUUAUUUUUUUAAUACUUGAAAAGAAGCAACUUCAUUUUUGUAUCCUUGCUAGAGACACUGAUCACCUGGCACCUGCGUGUAGGAGUGACAGAGAGGUCUCUGCGACGUCCCCCAAGAGUCUGAUUGGAGACUGAACACUCGUUACAUGCAUCUAUUUAUUAGCUUCUUUGUAGUGUUACUGACCUGGUUGGCGUCAGAGAGCAGCUCAAGGCCCUCUGGACCCUUGUUCACAGCUUUCCUGUUCCUUCCAGUAACUGUCACCUGCCCCCGCCCCCGCCCCCCCAGCCUGCCCUUGCUGUGGCACUGGGCUUCUACAUCAAAGAUGCAUCUCAGUGCUGCCGGGGAAAAGCUGAGAGGCAGAGAUGCCACUCUGUGCUCUCCCUUUGGGAUGUUUCUCUUGGUUUUGGUGCCAGGGUGCCACCUCCCUCUGCAGGUAUGUUCAAGCUGGGGCGUAAGCCUCCUUGGGCUGGCGAGACCAUGAAGGCUGGGACCACGGACCUGGUGUGGCCUAAGGGCCAGCGAGACUGGAGCACAGGCACUGGGACUUAAGCUGCUCCAAGGCAAACAGCGACACUGGCCCUCUGUUCUGUCCUCGUACUAGGGUCUGGGGCCGCAAGGGCUAGCAGGCACUGUGUAACCACUGCACAUGCCAAACUGCUCGUUCUUGUGGCUCAGCCAGAGACUAGCUGGACACAGCUCGCCCAGAACACUGAGGAAGCAGGGUCGGAGCAGAGGGAUCACCCAGUGUCAGUGCUAGGCCCAUCCAGGAGAGGGCAUUGCGGCCACUCCAUGUGGGAUGGGCAGGGGGCUGCGCUGACCUUGGUUUGCACGGAACCACACUGUGCCUCAACUUCAUUCAUCCAACUACAAAGGCGCCAAGAACCUGUCUUCUUCUUCACUGUGUCUACAUGCUGCCAUCUGUCCUUGGGGACCCAAAUGUCCUACAGCCACCGCAGCUUGGGCCUCCGUAUCCUGAUGGCCAUCGAGGCAGUCUCCACAUGUGUUCAGGGCAUAUUUUCCAUUCCAUCUUCCAACCUGUGUCCCCAAUAACCAUCAGACUGGAGACAGGACCUUCAUUGCCCAUGUGGCCUUUUCCCCUACUCUCUUGUCUCCAGCUGCAAGCCCAGCAGAAUUGGCUCUGGCCCCUUUGUCCUACUAACCCUGGAAGAAAAAAGCAGUUUCCAGAGUGGCCGCAGCAACAGUGUCGUGCUUCCGGGGGCCUCGCGUUGCAGGACGCCAGGCUUCCUCAGCCUCCUGCUGCUGCCCAGUCCCGGCCACCUUGACGCCGCUGCAUCCUUCCGAAGCACAUGCUGCUGCCUAUGCCCAGUUUCAAGGGGGCCAAAGACCCCAGAGAGGCCUCACGAAUCCACCAGCCAGCCACGUGUCCCCCAGCUGUCACUCACAGCGGUAUUAGGACUUCAGGUUCUCAGAGAGCACUUUUUCUUUUUAAAGCUCCGAGUUUGUAGCCACUAGUUGUCUGGAGCGUGCUGGGGACUUGCUGCGUGGAUUGUUUUCUAUCUCUG